AUGGAUGAUUUUCAUAAACGUCUAGCUAGUUUGAAGAGUGUUUUGACAUGUGGAAUUUGCAAAAAGCUAUGCAAAGAUGUCACAAUUAUUGAAGAAUGCUGUCAUAGAUUUUGCAAGAAAUGCAUUACGAGGAAGAUAUCAAAAGGAAAAUGGAAUGUUUGUCCAGAAUGCAGUAUGGAUUUAGGUGUUGCUCCCUUGCAUAAACUCAGGCCUGAUCACCAACUCCAAGGGAUAAGAGACAUAUUCUCAAGUAAAAGAAGAGAAUUAAUUGAGCUUGGACUAAUAGAAAAAUCCAAAAAAAACGAACCCAAAAAGUUAGCUCGUGAGGAUAUUGAUCUUAAUUAUAGUGUCGAAAUGCUCAUUGAUCCAUCGCCUCCUCCUGCUCCUGCUCCUAUUGUGAUUGCUACAAGCUCAAGGAGAAAGGAGAAAUUGAUUUCUUCCAUAGUAAAUACUACACCACUUGUUGAUGAUCAAGUUUCAAAUCAGGACAACGUUUCGAGUAGUAGUACUGGAAGGGGGAGAGGAAGAGGAAGAGGAAGAGGAAGAAGAAGAAGAAGAGGAAGUUCACAAAAUAAUGCUAAUGAUGUUGAUCUGAGUAAUGGAGAUACGCAUCCAGGAAGUUUAAUCAUUCCUAUUCUUUCGAGCAAAGAUGCUCAACAUAAACAACAGAUAAAGGGAACUAAUCAGCCAGAAAGUUCAAGCAUUCCUCUUCUUUCGGGCAAAGCUACUCAACAUAAACAACAGGUUGAGAGUAUUGCUUAUGCUGCUGAGUCUUCAAAGAAAAACAAAAGUAUUGAACCAUUAUAUGGGAUCAAUGACGUAUGGGAACCAUUGAACAAAUUGGUAACAAAAGGUGACACCUUAGACAAUUCAGAAGAACCAGUUCCAAAGUUCAUUAGUAGUACUCCACAAUUUAAUCUUGAUGAUUAUGAAAAUGAGGAAGACAAUGAUGAUGAUGAAGAAGACGAUGAUGGUGGUGAUGGUGAUGGUGGUGGUGGAACAAAUCUUAAUGUGGCACAAGUUGAAGCUGCUAUUGAGAUAGAAGGAGGUACAAUCAGUGGUAGUACAAGAGUAGUUAAUGAAAGAGUACAUCCCAUUUGGUUCACUUUGGUUGCAUGUGAUAAACAGUGA
This is a messenger RNA of Solanum tuberosum (potato), 1131 nucleotides long. Its product is annotated as E3 ubiquitin protein ligase DRIP1-like. Bases 1 to 1131 code for a protein of 376 amino acids. NCBI's taxonomy places the organism in Eukaryota, Viridiplantae, Streptophyta, Magnoliopsida, Solanales, Solanaceae. The transcript is spliced from 6 exons. The record is from RefSeq and is a predicted model, not a curated record. Gene Ontology annotation, molecular function: metal ion binding; ubiquitin-protein transferase activity.